Mastomys coucha (southern multimammate mouse) is the source of this 1808-nucleotide messenger RNA. It is a transcript of the gene Odr4, whose product is annotated as odr-4 GPCR localization factor homolog. Bases 166 to 1509 code for a protein of 447 amino acids. The record is from RefSeq and is a predicted model, not a curated record. Lineage: Eukaryota; Metazoa; Chordata; Mammalia; Rodentia; Muridae. The transcript is spliced from 14 exons. Gene Ontology annotation, biological process: intracellular protein localization. Gene Ontology annotation, cellular component: endomembrane system.
GAGAUGAGUGCGGGACGGCUUGCGUCAUCAGUGUGCACCCGUUAGCGCCUCCACCCUCUUUUGGAGUAGGAAGUGUCUCCUGUCGCUUUCUGAUGAGAUCAUUGGCCGUGGACGUGGGACCUGAGUGGCACCUAGCCUUUGAAGGCUGUUGAAUUGGCUGUCAAUAUGGGAAGAACCUACAUUGUAGAAGAGACUGUUGGCCAGUAUCUUUCAAGCAUCAACCUCCAGGGAAAACCUUUUGUCUCUGGUCUUUUGAUAGGACAGUGUUCUUCACAAAAGGAUUAUGUGAUUCUUGCCACUAGAACACCACCCAAAGAGGAACAAAAUGACAACCUCAAAUAUCCAAGAGCUAAGUUGGAUAAUUUGGAUGAAGAAUGGGUCACAGAACAUGCCAGCCAGGUGUCCAGAAUGCUCCCUGGAGGACUUGUGGUUCUUGGAAUAUUUAUUAUCACAACUUUAGAGCUAGCAGAUGAUUUUCAAAAUGCCCUGCGCAGACUAAUAUUUUCUAUGGAAAAAUCUAUGAGUAGAAAAAGACUAUGGAAUGUCACAGAGGAUGAGGUCUCAGAACGAGUGACCCUUCACAUUUGUUCUUCUACAAAAAAAAUAUCUUGUCGAACUUAUGAUGUCCAUGAUCCAAAGAGUUCAGCAAGACCCGCAGAUUGGAAGUAUCAGAGUAGAGUGUCUGCCUCAUGGCUGUCUCUAGACUGUACUAUUCACGUUAACAUUCACAUCCCACUGUCGGCUACUUCUGUCAGUCACACUCUGGAAAAAAACACAAAGAGUGGACUGACACACUGGGCCAAGCAAAUAGAAAAUGGUGUUUAUCUGAUUAAUGGACAAGUUAAAGGCAACGACUGUGACCUAUUAGAAGGACAGAAGAAAAGUAGAGGAAAUACGCAAGCAACUGCUCAUUCUUUUGAUGUCCGAGUGCUAACACAGUUGCUCCUAAAUUCGGACCACAGAUCCACAGCCACAGUCCAGAUCUGUAGUGGUUCUGUAAACCUUCGGGGAAAUGUGAAAUGCAGAGCUUAUAUCCAUAGCAAUAGACCCAAAGUUAAAGAUGCUGUGCAGGCAGUGAAGAGAGACAUUCUGAACACAGUUGCUGAUCGCUGUGAAAUACUAUUUGAGGACCUGCAUUUGAAUGAAAUUCCAGAAAAGAAAAAUUAUGAACUUCCUCGGCGAGUUUUUGUUCCCCUUCCUGGAUCUACUGUAAUGUUAUGUGAUUAUAAAUUUGGUGAUGAAUCAGCUGAAGAAAUCAGAGACCAUUUUUCAGAGAUGUUAGAUCAUAAAAUUCAAAUAGAAGACUUGGAAAUUGCAGAGGAAAUAAACACAGCUUGUACGACUUCUCCUGUGAAUAGUGAGGCUUCACUGACCAACACAAGUGACGAGCAACCAGAACAACCAACAAAAACCAUAGGAAUGAAAAUUCAGCAAAACAUAGGUGUGCUCACAGCACUAGCUGUUGCAGUGCUUGCUGCAGGCAUCUCCUUCCAUUACUUCAGUGAUUAGGGAGUACCCCAAAGAGCUCCCUGACCAUCCAGAAAUCAUGGAUCAACAGCUACGGAAAAGACAUCAAUGGCCACCUGCACUGAAGCUAGCAAUGAGCUCUGCUACGAUAAUGUCUGUUAGAUGUGUUUCUGACAUGAAAUCACCAGCUGCCUUGUUUAGCCCUGCUUUUAUUAUCUGGCCUAGGUUUCCAAAAGUAAACUAUGCAUCUAAAUGGAGUUGCAUGUAACAAAUCACUAUUAUGUAUUUUCAGAAGGGUCAAAUGUGAACUAUUUAAGAGUUUAGUGCUUUAAAAAAAAAAA